AUGGCCAUUUUUGGUCUCAAGUCUCGUAAAUCUACUCUGUCCGAUUCGUCCAGCUUCACGAAACAUAUACCCGACUCAACCUCCCGCCAUCGCCAUUCGGAAGCCUCCGACGCCAUCGGUGACACACCCGAAUUCGGCCAAUUCGCAAACAACCGUCGAAGCACCGUCAACGCUUCCGAAUCUUCCUCGCCCCUUCCACGCAACUCGAACAGUAUGAAAAAGUUUUUCGGUAGCACCCGAAGAAAGGGAUCUCAGAGCAUCGACAGCGGCUCUCCCGCGCAGUUGAACAAGAAUUCGUCUGGCUCCGACUACUUUAACAAUGUCGCCCCGAAACGUGCCAGUCGAACCAGCCUCAACAAGCCUGCUGUCCACCCCACCGCUGCCACUACUACGACUCCGACGAUCGCGUCUACCACCGUCGUACCAUCGUUGAGCGUCCCUGCCGGAUCGGGUACCCCGCUGGCUGACGCUGUGAGUAGCGAAAUCCCCGGUAGUCUCGCUCCGUCUCCCGCUCUGCCUACUGGUUCACGUCCGUCCGACCUUUUUGCCGGUAAAGGUGUUCAAUGGAAUCAGAUCGAUCUCACCUCUCGCGACAUUUCCAAACCCACCGAUGCUGCGGCUACGUCGAUUGACAUGCAAAAAUUCCUCAAAGAGCGUCGUCAAUGGAUCCCCACCUUCAAAGACUCGCAAGCUGUCGAAGAAGCUUCGGUCGAUCUGCCCAAGUCUCUCGACCAGUUCACCUUUGCCACUCCCGCCGAAGUCUCCAAGACCUCGACUGGCCUCAAGAGCUUGAAAGAUCUAGAGGAUACGCACAAGAGGAAAACUGCUCUCCUCGAUGAAGCUCCCCUCGCCACCGCUACCAACGGUACCAUCUUCGAAGAAGCACGCUCUAGCUCCUCGGUCUUGUCCAACAACUCUGCAUCGGGUGCUGCUGCUGCUACAGUUGCUGCUGCAGGAUCCAAGUCUCCGUCUCAGAUGCUUCCUCCGCCUCCAGCACCACCCUCUCGCAACCAGUCGUUCCGGACAUCCACGUUUGCCGCUGCGGAUGACUUGACUUCCGCUCGUAAAUCGGCCAGCCUCAACCGCAAGCCUGCUCCUACCCUUGGUGUCAAUGGUGGCGGCGGCGGCACUGCUUCCUCGACGUCGAGCUCUCGUGACAUUCCGCAGCGCAGAAGCUCGGUGCGCAAAAAUCUCUCGGAUCUCGCCGCAGCUUCGUCUCCCGAAAAGCCGCUCGAGCCACAAGCUUUGAAUGCAAGCGCUGAUCCCGCAGCGAAUGACACCGGAUCGUCUCAUCCCGUUAGUGCAAGGGUCGAUCAGAUCAAAGAGCAGGCCGCAACUUCAGAGUCGCCAGUGGUAGCAAGACCAGCAACCGCUGUAUCCACACGCAGCGUGGCGCCAUCCGUAGAGACGUCUGGCUUCGCUACACCCAUCGGUUCGCAAUCGCAAAACGGCGAUCAUGUAGGGCCAAAUCGAUUGGUGCAACAAGAGCUGCCCAGCGCUCGCACAUCCGUAGCCCUAGACGCUACGCAAGACUCGAACUCCACCGUAGCAGCACCAACUAGUCCGCCGCGUCCACCAAAGAACGAGCAGCGCACCCCUUCGCGACAGAGCAGCAAAGUCUCGAUCAACAGCGGUGCACUUUCCAAGUCGCCCAGCACCACUUUUACCCCUGCGGUAUCAGAACAGGCCAAGGACCAUAAUCUGGUCAACCAGCUCGCUCGAGCCGCGCCAGCCUUGCAGAACGUCCUGCCGGGAACAGGUGCAACAGGUACAACGAAUGCAACGCAUACUGCGGCUCGCGGCGAUAUCUGA
Messenger RNA from Mycosarcoma maydis (corn smut), 1812 nucleotides. RefSeq lists its product as uncharacterized. The record is from RefSeq and is a predicted model, not a curated record. Lineage: Eukaryota; Fungi; Basidiomycota; Ustilaginomycetes; Ustilaginales. The transcript has a single exon. The coding region runs from base 1 to 1812 and encodes 603 amino acids.